Molecule: messenger RNA, 691 nt
Organism: Camellia sinensis
Lineage: Eukaryota; Viridiplantae; Streptophyta; Magnoliopsida; Ericales; Theaceae
Source: RefSeq, a predicted model, not a curated record
CUUCUGUUUGUUUCUACAAUAAUUGAUGCCCCUGUGACUCACUGGUGCAAUCUAUGGUAUCCAGCUCCGGUUAUAUGUGGGGAACGUCUGAAAAAGUAUGUUUUUCACAAAUUACGUACUGAGAUGCCGGAAGGACCAUUCUGCAUUGUUUACAUGCACAGUACUGUGCAGAAGGAAGAUAACAACCCUGGCCUAACGAUCUUGAGGUGGAUAUAUGAAGACCUUCCCUCGGAUUGUAAGGAUAGGCUUCAGGUUGUGUAUUUCAUUCAUCCAGGGCUCCGCUCAAGGCUGGUCAUUGCCACUCUUGGUCGCUUGUUUCUAAGUGGAGGCUUAUAUUGGAAAAUCAAGUAUAUUAGCCGGCUGCAGUACCUUUGGGAAGAUGUAAGUAAAGGAGAGGUUGAAAUCCCGGAGUUUGUGCAGAAUCAUGAUGAUAUUCUGGAGGAAAGACCGCUGACAGAUUAUGGAAUUGAACCAGAUCCACUCCGCUUAACUGAGAUGCCUACAGCCUACUCAUUUGGGAGAAUUGACGAGAGGUGGGCAGCUAAAGAAUUUAUGUCUUAAGAGUGUGGCUAUUAUUAUGGAGGCUCAAAGCUAGAAUAUGAAGCCUUGUACAUAUUAAUGUUGUGUGUUGCAUUUGGGAACUUUGAACCUUUUCUGCUUGUGAGCUAAACUUUAGCAGCAGAUGUUUCAG